AACACGACAAUUCAAUUUUGCAUGCAACAAGCAAGAUUGAGUGAGGUUAUGUUUAUAUUAAAAAGUGCACGUGAAUUCCCGAAUUAUGUUGUUAAUAAAAUAGUAAAUUACGAACAUGUUGAAGUCUAAAGAUUUAGGAGAUGACCUCCCUGGGUUUGAGGUUCCUUCCGAAGAAAAACCGGCCGACAAUGAGUUACAGAGUGGGAAAAAGAAGAAAAAAGGAUCUGGGGGUUUCCAAUCCAUGGGUUUCAGUUUUCCUGUGCUGAAAGGUAUAACUAAAAGAGGAUAUAAACAGCCGACGCCUAUUCAAAGAAAGACAAUCCCACUAGCAUUGGAAGGUAAAGAUGUUGUUGCCAUGGCUCGCACUGGCUCGGGUAAAACUGCCUGCUUCGUGUUACCCAUUUUGGAAAAACUCACAUCACCAGCCAGCAAGCCCAUGCCAGGGAAAAACUUCAGGGCACUUAUUUUGUCUCCCACAAGAGAAUUAGCACUCCAGACUUUAAAGUUUGUAAGAGAACUGGGUAAAUUCACCGGUCUAUCAUCAGCAGCGAUCCUCGGAGGAGAAUCCAUUGAGCAGCAAUUCAGUGUGAUGUCUGGAACUGCUCCGGAUAUAGUGGUUGCGACUCCCGGAAGAUUCUUACACAUUUGCAUCGAAAUGAGCCUCAAAUUGGAUAAUAUUAAUACAAUAGUAUUUGAUGAAGCUGACCGCCUGUUUGAACUCGGUUUUGGGGAACAGCUGAGGGAAAUAGUGGCCAGAUUGCCGUCUAGUCGCCAGACGUUAUUGUUCUCUGCUACAUUACCCAAGAUGCUGGUAGAAUUCGCCAGGGCAGGUCUCUCAGACCCCAUGCUGAUCCGCCUAGACGUUGACUGGAAGCUUCCAUCCACGUUGUGGCUCGGCUGGAUAUCAGUGAGAGCUGAGUUGAAGACGGCAGCUCUCCUGUUUCUGCUGGACAAAGUGCUGACUGCGCACACGCCGCAGGCGGUCGUCUUCGCGGCAACUAAACAUCACGUCGAAUACUUGCAUUUAAUACUACAAAAGGCCGGUAUAACAUCAACCUACGCGUACUCAGGUCUAGACUCGUCAGCCCGCAAGAUAGCCCUCGGUCGCUUCACCAACAAGAAGUGUUCAGUUCUUAUAGUUACCGAUGUGGCCGCUAGAGGAUUAGAUCUGCCAGCUUUGGACACGGUCAUAAAUUACAACUUCCCGGCCACGCCAAAGCUGUUUGUCCAUAGAGUUGGUCGUAGUGCCAGAGCAGGUCGCGCCGGGCGGGCGUUCUCCUUAAUCUCCGCCGACGACGUCGCCCACCUGCUCGACCUGCAACUAUUCCUGGGCACAGAGCUCAAGAGCCCGACGCAAUCGGCUGGCGCGGGGGCGGCGUGCGAGUCGGGCGUGUAUGGCUCUGUGCCCACCGCCGCGCUGGAGAUGAGGCAUCAGGACGUCGUCGCUUGGGAGAAGGAUUAUUCUGAAGUUGAAGAAGCGGCCCGCACGUGCGCCCGCGGCUGGCAGCAGUACGUCAAGUGGCGCGAGCCGGCGUCCGCGGCGGCCAACCAGCGCGCCAAGCUCAGCGCCGCACCUGCGCGGGCGCACCCCUUCCUGCUGGACGGCGCAGAUCAAGCCGCUGAUGAUUUGGUGGAAAAGAUUAAGAAUUAUACACCUAAAGGGACAAUAUUGGAGCUCUCCGCUAAGAAUGAUUCGCCACAAUACAUAGCGAUGAAAGCCAAGAAGAAACUUCACGGAAAGAUGGUGCAGAAAACUAGAGAGAAUAAGAAAUUGAUGGCUGAAGGAAUAUUGGUAGAAAAUGUUAUGGAUACUAAUAAGAAAUCAAAGAAGAAAGAAGUGGUGAGAGACGAAAAUUACAUCCCGCAUCAGGCGAGCGAUCAACACACUGAAGCUGGUAUGGCGGUGAACUUCAACGCGGGCGCGGCGGCGGCGGAGCUGGGCGUGGCGGCCGACUGCGGCGCGGCGGCGCGCGCGCAGCGCGGCCUGCAGCGCUGGGACCGCAAGCGGAAGAAGAUGGUGCACGUCGACCCGGACGGUGGUCGCAAGAUGAUUCGCACUGAAAGCGGUGGGCGAGUGCCGGCCAGUUACCGCAGCGGCCGCUACCAAGAUUGGAAGAAACGGAACGCGGCUGUCGACAACGGUGACGAUGAAGAUGAUCGACCUGACCCUGGCAGGAAGAAACCAGUAUCGGAAUUCCGUCCACACUGGGUAAAGCACAACGAGCGAGUGGCCAAAAAGAAGGCAGAGGCGUCAUCGAACGAGUUCAAGAACAAACAACAGAUCGUGAAGGAGCGCCUGCGCAAGGAUAAACUCAAGCAACGGCUCAAGUUCAAAUCUAAAUCUAAGAAUAAUAAGAAGAAGAGAAAGUGAUCAAUAUAUAUAGAUGUUGGUUAUAUA
Molecule: messenger RNA, 2398 nt
Organism: Amyelois transitella
Lineage: Eukaryota; Metazoa; Arthropoda; Insecta; Lepidoptera; Pyralidae
Product: ATP-dependent RNA helicase DDX54
Exons: 13
Coding region: 116-2371 (751 amino acids)
Cellular component (GO): nucleus
Molecular function (GO): RNA helicase activity; ATP binding; RNA binding
Source: RefSeq, a predicted model, not a curated record